Peromyscus leucopus (white-footed mouse) is the source of this 2810-nucleotide messenger RNA. Its product is annotated as 3-alpha-hydroxysteroid dehydrogenase-like. The record is from RefSeq and is a predicted model, not a curated record. Lineage: Eukaryota; Metazoa; Chordata; Mammalia; Rodentia; Cricetidae. The transcript is spliced from 9 exons. Gene Ontology annotation, biological process: daunorubicin metabolic process; prostaglandin metabolic process; doxorubicin metabolic process. Gene Ontology annotation, cellular component: cytosol. Bases 68 to 1039 code for a protein of 323 amino acids. Gene Ontology annotation, molecular function: ketosteroid monooxygenase activity; androsterone dehydrogenase [NAD(P)+] activity; aldose reductase (NADPH) activity.
UUUUGCUGACCUGUAGCCCAUGCAAUCAGAAGACUGAAGACCUGCUUAGUUGCAUGAGUAACAAGCUAUGAGUUCUGUAUCUCAGCGUGUGGCACUAAACGAUGGUCACUUCAUCCCUGUCCUGGGGUUCGGAACCACUGUGCCUCAUAAGGUUCCUAAGAGUGAACUUAUCAAAGCUACCAAAAUAGCUAUAGAUGCUGGAUUCCGGCAUUUUGAUUCUGCAUAUUUGUACGAAAUAGAAGAGGAAGUAGGACAGGCAAUUAGAAGCAAGAUUGCAGAUGGCACUGUGAAAAGAGAAGAUAUAUUCUAUACUUCAAAGCUCUGGAGCACUUUCCAUCGACCAGAAUUGGUUCGAUCUUGCUUGGAAAUGUCACUGAAGAAAGCUCAAUUGGACUAUGUUGAUCUGUACAUUAUUCAUUUCCCAAUGCCUUUGCAGCCUGGAGAUGAUUUUUUUCCAAAAGACGAACAUGGAAAUCUGUUGGUAGACCCUGUGGAUCUCUGUGACACAUGGGAGGCCAUGGAGAAGUGUAAGGAUGCAGGGUUGGCCAAGUCCAUCGGGGUGUCCAAUUUUAACCGUAGGCAGCUGGAGAUGAUCCUGAACAAGCCAGGGCUCAAGUACAAGCCUGUGUGCAAUCAGGUAGAGUGUCAUGUUUAUCUGAACCAGAGCAAAUUGCUGGACUAUUGUAAGUCAAAAGAUAUCGCUCUCGUUGCCUACUGUACAUUGGGAAGUUCACGAGAUGCAAAAUGGGUGGACCAAAAGAGUCCAGUUCUCUUAGAUGAUCCAGUUCUUUGUGCCAUGGCCAAAAAGUACAAGCAAACACCAGCGUUGGUUGCCCUUCGUUACUUGUUGCAGCGUGGGAUUGUAGUCCUGGCCAGGAGUUUCAAUGAGAAGCGGAUCAAAGAGAACAUGCAGGUUUUUGAAUUCCAGUUGACUUCAGAGGACAUGAAAGUCCUAGAUGGCUUGAACAGAAAUUUAAGAUACAAUUCUGGAGAUUUUUUUAAUGGACAUCCCAAUCAUCCAUUUACUGAUGAAUAUUAACAUGGAGGCCCUUGUCAGAAUUCCUACCAGAAGAUCUGUUUUAUGCAUCAUGAUAUGAGAGAUGUCUUGGAUACUGGCGAUUGAACACAUCAUCACUUCUUAUUAAACCAGCUUGUCUUGUCAAUUCAGUCAGCUAGAGCUAAGUCCCCAGAGCUGUGUGGAAAGUCUGAAAGGCAACAUCAAGAUGUUUAUCCCAAAGAUUCUUAUGUGUUGAAAUAUUAAUUUAUUUUUAUUUUACAUAUAUGAGUGUCCUACAUGUAUGUGUACCUUGUGAAUGCCCGUGUCCAUGGAGGGGAGAAGAGGGUGACAGAAUACCUAGAACUGGAGUUACAGAUGAUUGAGUCACCAUGUGGGUGCUGGAAACCAAAUCUGAGUUUUCUGUAAGAGUAGCAAGCCCUUAAACACUUUGUCAUCUCACCAGGCCCUACCCUAAAGAUUCUUGCCUGCUUCUAUUUCUGUGAUAUCAAUUUUUUGUUUCCUUCUGACACCAACCUGAUUUGCCUAGAAAUCUUGGGCAGUAGGCUGUAGAUGAGGAGAGUCAUUUAAAAGACAUUUUUGGGUUGGAGUUGGAAGAACUUUCACCAUUUAGGGAGUUAACAGUGAGAGAUUACUGGUAAAUCAAUAAUCCUCAAAUCCUUUAAGAAAGAAGAAAGUAAUUUGAAGUUAUUUUGCUCUUAGUUUGGAGGUGAGGCAGAUGUGGUGGGGUGAUCUGGAGCCCAGGGCUCCCUUCACCAGCCCAACGACCAGAGUUCCAAGGGCAUGGAGAGUAAGUGUUUCCUGUGGGAAGGUUGGGAGGUCAGUAAGAAGAGAACUCAUAUAAAAGAAUCAUCAUUACUCAGAUGUGGGGAGAGCAAGAAGAAAGCUGAACACGUCUCUGCUUGGGAAAUAUAUCAUCUGUUUUUGAUAAUUACAUGUUACAGGUAAAGGGGAACUCUACAUAUUUUAUCCAAGACAGAGAGCUAGACAUGAUAAUUGUAUUUUCAAGGGUUUCAGCAGUUGUAUUAUUGAGCUAUGGUAGGAAAAGUCAAUGCAAAUGAAUGUAAACUCCAUAUUCAUCAAAUUUUCUUAGAUUUAAAAAUUGAUUUGUGAAACUUGAUCUUACAUGUUUAUAGGUAAACAGGUUAGACUUAUAAAAUACAAAAUAUCUCAUAGAUAUUAAAUUGUGUUAUGAAAUUAACAUUAAAAGGACAUAUAAUUGAUGAGACAAAUACUUUAAAAUAUCAAAAAUUAUUUGAAAUACUGUAUUUGAGCCAGGACAAUAUUUUAAGAAUUGUUAAGUUUUAACAAUAUCCUUUGCACCAAGAAUAUCUUAAAGAAAUCAGAAAGGUAAGGUGAUAGUGUUAUGUUUACAGAAGAUCCAGAAGAAUGUGGAGGUAAAUAAAAAAAUACAAAUAUUGUUUACCUAGUUUCAAGCAUACAGUUGGACUUAUAUAUUUCAUUAAUAAAUAUAUCAAGUAAAAAUUUUUUGGGACAGUUUCUCAUUAUAUACCCUUUGCUGGUCUAGAACUUGCUAUAUACACCAGGCUGGCCUGGAACUCAUAGAGAUCCACCCACCCCCACUUCUAGAAUGCUGAGAUUAAAGGCAUUCCUAUAUAUUUGAAGUCUCUUAAAGGGAAAAAUUAUCAAAAAGCAAUAAAAUUACUAGGUACCUAUUGAUUAACCUAACAAAAUGUGAAUAGAUAGCAAACUAAAAUUCUAUGUAAUGUAUUGAUAAAAUGAAACUGUCCUAUUCUUAUUAAUAAAUGGAAUAAAAUAUAUAUGUUAUAAUGGG